AUGUCUCUCUCUAACAAGCUAGCCAUCACAGACAUUGACCUCAAAGACAAACGAGUUCUUAUCAGAGUCGACUUCAACGUCCCACUUGACUCGGAGAAGAAAGUCACAAACAAUCAGCGAAUUGUCGGCGCUGUCCCAACCAUCAAGCACGCGAUUGACCAUGGAGCCAAAGCCGUCAUUCUCAUGUCACACCUUGGUCGACCGGACGGCAAGGCCAAUCCGAAGUACAGUCUCAAGCCUGUGGUGCCAGAGCUCGAGAAGCUGCUAGGCAAGGACGUCACAUUUACCAAUGACUGUGUUGGGCAAGAGGUCGAGGAGGUGGUUAAUAAUGCCACUGGCGGGCAGGUUAUCCUGCUAGAAAACCUACGCUUCCAUGCAGAAGAAGAGGGCAGCAGCAAAGAUGCCGAGGGCAAGAAAGUAAAGGCGGACAAAGCAGCAGUCGAGCAAUUUAGGAAAGGUCUCACAACUCUGGGAGACGUGUACAUCAACGAUGCCUUCGGUACUGCCCAUCGAGCUCACAGCUCCAUGGUGGGUGUCGACCUGCCGCAAAAAGCUGCCGGUUUUCUCAUGAAGAAAGAACUCGACUAUUUUGCCCAAGCUCUUGAGAACCCAAAGCGACCAUUUCUGGCGAUCCUUGGUGGCGCCAAAGUUUCAGACAAGAUCCAGCUCAUCGACAACCUUCUAGGAAAAGUGAACAGUCUCAUUAUCUGUGGUGGGAUGGCCUUCACCUUUAAGAAGACUUUGGAUAAUGUCAAAAUUGGCAACAGCUUGUUCGAUGAAGCAGGAAGCAAGAAAUGCGAGGAUCUUAUCAAGAAGGCAAAAGAAAAAAAUGUCAAGAUAGUGUUUCCAGUUGACUACAUCACAGCCGACAAGUUUGCCCCGGAUGCCAAGACCGGGUAUGCAACAGAUGAGCAGGGGAUCGAAGAUGGCUGGAUGGGCUUGGAUUGCGGAGAGAAGAGCAUCAAGCUAUACAAGGAGACCAUCGAUGAGGCUAAGACGAUUUUGUGGAACGGUCCUCCGGGUGUGUUUGAAAUGGACCCAUUCGCCACGGGCACAAAAGCAGCCAUGGACGCUGCAGUCGAAGCAGCUCAGAGCGGCAAGAUUGUCAUCAUCGGAGGUGGUGAUACCGCAACCGUUGCGGCCAAAUAUGGUGUGGAAGACAAGCUCAGCCAUGUAUCUACAGGUGGUGGUGCUUCUCUUGAGCUGCUGGAAGGCAAAGAGCUGCCGGGUGUCUCGGCCCUAUCCAGUAAGUAG
Molecule: messenger RNA, 1254 nt
Organism: Endocarpon pusillum Z07020
Lineage: Eukaryota; Fungi; Ascomycota; Eurotiomycetes; Verrucariales; Verrucariaceae
Product: Phosphoglycerate kinase
Exons: 3
Coding region: 1-1254 (417 amino acids)
Biological process (GO): gluconeogenesis; glycolytic process
Cellular component (GO): cytosol
Molecular function (GO): ATP binding; ADP binding; phosphoglycerate kinase activity
Source: RefSeq, a predicted model, not a curated record